Messenger RNA from Tinamus guttatus (white-throated tinamou), 2364 nucleotides. RefSeq names its product disintegrin and metalloproteinase domain-containing protein 9-like. NCBI's taxonomy places the organism in Eukaryota, Metazoa, Chordata, Aves, Tinamiformes, Tinamidae. Gene Ontology annotation, biological process: male gonad development; proteolysis. Gene Ontology annotation, molecular function: metalloendopeptidase activity. Gene Ontology annotation, cellular component: sperm head plasma membrane; external side of plasma membrane; plasma membrane. The record is from RefSeq and is a predicted model, not a curated record.
AUGUUUGUGUUCAAAGCGGAGCGGCAGAAACGGCCGCCGCGGUGGCUGAGCGGACGCCGUCCUCAUCCCCGCCGCGUCCCUCCCCGCGUCGCUUUGCCGAAGGGUGACUUACCUGGUGGUCAACCCGCCUGGGGCUACGCGGCCUACGACAUCGUGGUCCCCAGGAAAAUCAGCCCCAGGGCAGGGAGAGCCAGCCGGGACAGGGUGUCCUACGCCAUCAACAUCCAGGGGAUGGAUUACACCCUAAAGCUCCAGCAGAAGAAGGACUUCAUGGUCAAAAACUUCCCGGUAUUCACCCGCAACGCCCUGGGUGUGGUGGUGGCCCAGCAGCCCCGGGUGGCAGCCGAUUGCUACUACCAGGGCUACGUGGAUGGCAGCCCCGACUCCACCGUCACCCUGAGCACCUGCAACGGCCUCAGGGGGCUGCUGCACCUCGGCAACCUGAGCUACAGCAUCGAGCCCCUGGCGGGUUCCUCCACGUUCGAGCACGUGCUGCUGCAGACGGAGGACGCGGCGCUCGGCGCGAUCAUGUGCAGAGAGCCCCCGGCGGGGUGGCAGUCCGCAGGCGCCGGGGCAGCCAGCAGGCAGUUCCAGCCCUGGGGGCACACCCGCUACCUGGAGCUCCUGGUCGUGGUGGACAAGGAAGGGUUCGACGCCUUCGGUAAAAAUAUAACCAACGUGACGCUGGAAGUUAUCGAAAUAAUCAAUCUGGUGGAUGGGCUGUUUUACCCCUUCCGCCUCCGCGUUUUAAUAACCGCACUGGAAGUUUGGGCAGAGCAGAACCCUAUCGCUAUUUCCAAAAACAUAACGGAGGUUCUCCUUAAUUUUAAUUCUUGGCGGAAGCAGAAAAGCCUCAUGCACACUGGGUAUGACGUGGGGUGCCUGUUCGCCGCGCUGGAUUUCAAUCAGGGCCCCAAAAUGUUGCACCUGGGCGGCAAGUCCAACUUCGCCAGCGUGUGUGACAGACAACGCGCCUCUGCUGUGGUGUCAUUUGCAAAGCUGCCUCCUCUGCACGCGGCCGCGCACGUCGCGCACGAGCUGGGGCACGUGUUCGGCAUGGAGCACGACGGCAAAUACUGCAGGUGCGGCAACACCACCAAGUGCAUCAUGAACGCGCACAGCAUCGUCAACUAUCAGUUCAGCAACUGCAGCACCCAGUACUACUAUGAUUUUAUAGCAUCGGGGAAAGGAUUCUGCCUGAAUAACGCCCCGGAGUCAAUAAUGCCUUUUCUACCGCAGCGCUGCGGGAACGGCAUCGUGGAGCCUGGGGAGCAGUGCGACUGCGGCUCCGCGGCGCGGUGCAGGCUGGACCCGUGCUGCGAUAACAUGUGUCGAAAGAAAGAAGGAGCCAUCUGCACUUCUGGAGGCUGCUGUAGGAAGUGCAGGCCUCUCCCCGAAGGAGAAGUGUGUCGGGAGAGCACCGGGCCCUGCGACCUGCCGGAAUAUUGCAGUGGGAAAUCGGAACAUUGCCCGGCGGACGUGACCAUGCAGGAUGGGACUGUGUGCGCUGAGGAUGGGUACUGUUAUGCAGGCAAGUGCCGGUCUCACACGCUAUUGUGCAUUAGUAUCUUUGGCAAAGAAACAAGACCCGCUCCAUUUAAAUGUUUCAAGGAGGUGAACAUGAAAGGGGAUCGGUUUGGCAAUUGCUGGGGGAGUGGGUCAGAUGGCAAAUUCGAGAAAUGCAAGCUAGAAAACGUCCUGUGCGGGAGGAUGCAGUGUACAAACAUCAGACGUGUCCCCUGGCUGCAAGACCACACAACCAUCAUCCAGACGCCGGUGGGGGACACGUUGUGCUGGGGCACAGACUACCACCUGGGGCUGGACAUCCUGGACGGGGGCGUUGUGGAGGACGGCAUGCCGUGCGGGGAGAAGAAGAUCUGCAUUAACCGCACGUGCGUCCCUGAGGCCGCGCACCUGACGUCCCCCUGUUCUUCUAAGAAAACGUGCAGAGGGAAUGGAGUUUGCAACACGAAAGGAAACUGCCACUGUGAUGACGGCUGGGCGCCUCCUUACUGCAAGUUCGCUGGCUUUGGAGGGAGCAUUGACAGCGGGCCUGCACCGGUCACUAAAAAGGGGCUGUUCAGGUUGAUCAUGGCUACUAUAGUAGUAACUGUUGUUAUUCUCCUGGUACUUGCAGCACUCGGUGUUUUGCUCAUGAAAGGGCUCAGGAGCGCCCAAGCAUUAAGCAGCCUCACCAAAUGCUUCCAGCCCAGAGAGCAGCCACCCACAGAGGCUGAGCAGGAGCAGCAGGAAGGAGACGGUGCUGGAGCAAAGGAGAGUCGAGGGGCUGGGGCGGAGGAGGCAGCCGGCAGUGGCGGCGAGGCCGGAGUCAGGCAGGCACCAGCUGCAGACUCCCAGGUGUAG